CAAAGCUUGGUGAAGGCUGUGGCCGGCGAUUUGGACAUUAGUGGCAUUUUUAGUUCAACUUUAGCUUCUGUCAUGGCUCUCGCAGAAUUGUGUGGUUUGGAUACCCAAUUCAAGUUCAACUUGAGGAAAAAUGUCAUCCCCAUGGAAGAUGACAUCGCUCAAUAUACUGGAAAUUUGUACAAUAGCUGUCAGCUUGCCGUACCGCCCUACAUAAACCCUGCCGAGUCUUUGGGAGCAAUCCAGAAAGAUGAGCUCGGAAACGACAUUCGUAUGCAUUUUGACCAUGGAACAACUACUCUUGGCUUCCGUUACCAGGGUGGAGUUCUCCUUGCUGUAGAUUCCCGUGCCACUGGAGGCUCCUACAUUGGGUCUUCUGAGGUUAAGAAAAUCAUUGAGCUCAAUGAUUAUUUAUUGGCAACAAUGGCCGGUGGUGCUGCCGAUUGUGUGUAUUGGGACAGAGUUCUUGCUAAACAUUGCCGUUUGUAUGAGCUUCGUAACAGAGAAAGAAUCUCUAUUGCUGCUGCUAGUAAGCUAAUGUCCAACAUGGUGUACAAUUACAAAGGAAUGGGCCUAUCAAUUGGUAUGAUGAUAACUGGCUGGGACAAGAGGGGAUCAUCCCUUUAUUAUAUGGACAGCGAAGGGACACGCACUAAGGGUGAUUGCUUCUCAGUUGGGUCAGGAUCUGUCCAUGCAUUUGGUGUGCUGGAUUCUGGCUACAAGUGGGAUCUUACCAAUGAUGAAGCCUAUGAUCUUGGUCGCCGCUCUAUUUAUCAUGCUACCUUCCGUGAUGUAGCAUCUGGAGGCUUGAUCAGAGUGUACCAUGUGACUGAGAAAGGAUGGACAAGUAUUUCUAUUGAUGACAGUAGCGAUCUCCACUACAAAUAUGAAGAUGAAAGGAAGCCUAAAUCAUAAAAUGUAAUACAAUAUCUGUUUCAAGUUUA
Frankliniella occidentalis (western flower thrips) is the source of this 941-nucleotide messenger RNA. RefSeq names its product proteasome subunit beta type-5 (gene Prosbeta5). NCBI's taxonomy places the organism in Eukaryota, Metazoa, Arthropoda, Insecta, Thysanoptera, Thripidae. The coding region runs from base 73 to 912 and encodes 279 amino acids. Gene Ontology annotation, molecular function: threonine-type endopeptidase activity. The transcript has 5 exons. The record is from RefSeq and is a predicted model, not a curated record. Gene Ontology annotation, cellular component: proteasome core complex.